ACAAUGCUAGUAACUAAAUAAAUAUCCAUAUUCAGAUGUCGUGUCGGGAAUUGGUGACACUGACUAUUACACUCUGAACGGUGUCGCCACGGAGCGGACAAUUCUUUCGGUUUCCCAUAAGUCGUAAACAUGGCUCUGACCGUAACAAAGAAAGCCAAAGGCUCAAGUAGCAAAAAACAAGCCCUUCGAGGUAAGGGCCAAAAAAAGAAAGUAUCCCUAAAGUUUACGAUCGACUGUACGCAUCCUGUGGAGGAUAAUAUUAUGGAUGUAGCCAAUUUUGAGAAAUACCUUCAAGAAAGAAUAAAAGUCAGCGGGAAAACAAACAAUUUUGGAAACAAUGUUACCAUUGAACGUAACAAAAUGAAACUUUCUGUUAAUAGUGAUAUUGAUUUUUCUAAACGAUAUCUCAAAUACUUGACAAAGAAAUAUUUGAAGAAGAACAAAUUGCGUGACUGGUUACGUGUAGUGUCACAAGAUAAAGAGACCUACGAGUUGAGAUAUUUCCAGAUUAAUAGUCAGGAAGACGACGACGAGGAGGACGCAGAGUAAAAUUUUAUUUUACAAACCAUUGCAGAAAAUUCUGUACAUAUUUCUAAAAAUAAAAUCAUAAAAAAAUUCUAAGAGUUUUAAAUAAAUUAAAAUAUACGUAUAUAUUAAUCAUUAAUCAACUUAGAUAUUUAGGAAGGUUCAUGAAAUUAGCGUAAAUAAAAUCGGAUAAGUUUUAUUUUUAAAUCUGUAAAUAAUAAAGUAUCGAAAACAUUAUAUAUACAUUAUACCAUAUAUAUGCAUGUAUUUUAUUGCAACAUCUUUGAGGAAAUAAGGAAAAGAUAAAUACUUUAAACUGCAUACGUAUGUAAGUAGAAAGUGAUACUUAUGAAAACCGUAUACGUGUCACGUGAUACUUGGCGACAAAUGGAAACUCUCCAUUCCUGUUUAUAACGAACAGGAGCGACUUAAUAUAAGGUAAUAUAGUGCCCGAAUAUUAACACGAUCAAAGAUACACAACGAAGUAUAUUAAACAUUUAUAUAUGUGUUUGUGUGUAUAUAUAUGUAUACAUAUAUAUAUAUAUAUAUAUAUAUUUAUAUUUAUAUAUAAAACAAAAUGUAAAAAAAUUUGCAACACAGAUCAGAAAAAAUCAUCUUUAACAGUCAUUUUGAUAAAUUUAUAAUACUACUUUACAUGUAAACAAAAAAUCCCAAAGAAUAUUUUUAAGGUAGAGGCGAAGUUGAUAUCUAUGUUCGACCCUGAUUUAUCAGCUUAUUCAUCUACGAUCUUCCUAUCAUCGAUUCGUAUUCGGUAACACGUAAAACGUGACUCUGCCAAUUAGAAAAAUAUCAUUCAGAGAAGUGAUCCUACGUUAAAACCCAUUGUAAGAUCGUUUUUUCGCAUUAAAUUGUCGAGUAUUAUUAACGCAGUAAAGAAUUGUGCAUUAAGACGAAGCUUAAGUGACAUACGGCGAUUGUUGUGACAGAAGCGUUGAGAAAGUUGUUCGUUUCGUCGUCUUUCUCUUUCUCUUUUUCCAUUUCUCUCUCUCUCUCUCUCUCUCUCUCUCCCCCCUUCUCUAAUAGUUUUCUUUUUUCAGUCAAUUGAAAGGUCUAAAAAAAAAAAAAAAAAAAAAAAAAAUUGAUAUUUCGCGCAUUGACGUGUAAAAAGGAAGUAUUAGACGGAAAAGUAUAUACAUACAUAUAUA
Vespa velutina is the source of this 1691-nucleotide messenger RNA. Its product is annotated as 60S ribosomal protein L22-like. Gene Ontology annotation, cellular component: ribosome. The coding region runs from base 130 to 549 and encodes 139 amino acids. NCBI's taxonomy places the organism in Eukaryota, Metazoa, Arthropoda, Insecta, Hymenoptera, Vespidae. Gene Ontology annotation, biological process: cytoplasmic translation. The transcript is spliced from 4 exons. The record is from RefSeq and is a predicted model, not a curated record. Gene Ontology annotation, molecular function: RNA binding; structural constituent of ribosome.